Nannizzia gypsea CBS 118893 is the source of this 2295-nucleotide messenger RNA. RefSeq names its product transmembrane and coiled-coil domain-containing protein 4. The coding region runs from base 1 to 2295 and encodes 764 amino acids. NCBI's taxonomy places the organism in Eukaryota, Fungi, Ascomycota, Eurotiomycetes, Onygenales, Arthrodermataceae. The transcript has a single exon. The record is from RefSeq and is a predicted model, not a curated record.
AUGGCGAGCUACAGUGCAGGCCAGGCCGCACGCCAGCAGCCAGGAGAUGGCUCUCAAGGUCGCUCUCAGGAUAUCCGUGAGGCCCUGAGCGAUUCGCAGUGCUGUGAUCUUCUUGACCUGAUCCUUAACACCACGGAUUGUAUGGAAGACUUGCUAUGCCCCCGUUGCGAGCCAGAGAUGAAAGGGAGCGUAUCUCGUGCGAAUACACUAGAAGAUGGAAAAGAAGACGUCGACCUCCUUGGUGACCGGCCCAGCCAGCCACAGCGUCCUACAAGGCCCGUGAGGUCAGCUACCACGGUUGCCGCGAUAAAAGCAGAAGCAGAGGCGUCUCGGCACUUCAGCUUGUGGAGGGAUGCAGUCUUGUCCAGGUUUAGGGAGGCUCUUCAGGACCAAAAAGGAAGAGCGCCUCUGAAACCUAGGCAAGCACAACAGUCUCUGAUUGACCUGGAUGAAGAUGAGCUUGGACAGCAGGACUGCGCCCUUCAAGAACUACCACAUGAAACCAGGAAUCUAAUUGUCAAUUCCCUCCUCCUGAUACUGUUGAGCCUGGAGCACUAUAAUGCACACUCACGCGUUCUUCUUGUCAGAGUGGCCUUGCAACUUGGUUUACAGGUUGCAGAUGUGUCAGAACACGAGAUGAAAGUCGCACAUGUGCUUCUUGAUAGUGUGAAAGAGAUGAACCAUGCCGAAGAAGAUCUCAAGCGCAGAGCAGAGCAGAGCAGGGCCAGCCGUAGAUGGAAAGUAGGGCUCGCGUCUGUGGCUGGCGCGGCGCUUAUUGGAGUGACCGGUGGUUUGGCUGCACCACUGGUAGCCGCUGGCGUCGGAACUAUCCUGGGCGGCUUAGGCCUCGGAGCAACUGUUGCCGCUGGAUAUCUCGGUGCUGUUGCUGGUAGUUCUAUCAUUAUUGGUGGACUCUUUGGUGCUUAUGGCGCCAAAAUGUCUGGAAGGAUGAUGGAUCGUUAUGCAAGGGAAGUGGAAGACUUUGCCUUUUUACCGCUUGGCUCGACCCCGAAACCUGCCUCUGAGCCAACAGAAGCAAAACCCCCUUCUUCUGACAACCGACUGAGGGUAACGAUUGGAGUUAGUGGCUGGCUUACCGAAGGCAAGGACGUGCUUGAGCCAUGGCGGGUCCUUGGCCCCGAUUCCGACGUCUUCGCCCUUCGUUGGGAGCUGCAAGCUCUCCUACGACUUGGUAGCUCCCUGACCACCUUCGUACGGAACACUGCUUGGACAUUUGCUGGAAGAACUGUACUUAGCAAAACUGCACUUGCGCCUGUCGUAGGAGCAGUAAUGCUCCCAGUUACCAUAUCGAAAAUCUCAUACCUCAUUGACAACCCCUUCAACGUUGCCAAAGUCCGUGCAGACAAAGCCGGUCAGAUCCUGGCAGAUGCACUUAUCAACAAAGCCCAGGGUGAGAGAUCAGUCACUUUAGUCGGAUACUCACUCGGAGCUCGCGUAAUUUUCUCAUGCCUCAUUACCCUUGCAAAACGACGGGCUUUCGGCCUCGUCGAGUCCGCCAUCUUGAUCGGUUCUCCUACCCCCUCUACCACAUCCCACUGGCGACUGAUGCGAUCCGUCGUCAGCGGCAGGCUAGUCAACGUCUACACUGGAAAUGACGGAAUUCUUCAGUUCAUAUACCGCGCAAACAGCAUGCAGCUUGACAUUGCCGGCCUUGAAGCCAUACCUGAUAUCCGGGGUGUGGAGAACUACGACGUUACUGAUAUCGUCAGUGGCCAUUUACAGUAUCAGUUCUCAAUUGGCAAGAUACUGCAGCGGAUCGGAUUCGAUCAUCUGGAUGAACAUGAGAUACGGAAACAGGAGCAUAAGCUUGAAGUUAACGAGGAGGAGAUGAAGCACCUUGAGGAGGAGAGGAUGGCUACUGCUAGAGCUGCCCGGGCGUCUAGUACUGCUACAAAGAAGGCAGCAGCUAAGGUACAGGAAGCACCAAAGGAUCAGCCGAAGACUAAACUUGGUACUGAAGUCAGAGCAGCCAGCGCUGGUGCAAUUCCUAGCACUGUUGUGACCGCUACUGAUGCCGUGGUUACUGCAGGCACUGCCGUCGAUGGUGCGGAUAGCGCGCAUAGUGACCACAAUGAGGAUACUGAUGAUGAGGCUCCUACCGGCAUAAUGAUGGUUGACAACGACGAAAUUGAACUUGACGGUUUAUCAGACACCGAUGAAUGUCCGUAUCCUGACAUUGAACCCGAGCAGUUAGAGCGAGAUAUCGAAGAAAUGACCAGGCAGCGGCUUAUGAAUGCUAGAAUGGACGGUAUCCAGCUUGAGGAUAGCCGUUAA